Messenger RNA from Rotaria sp. Silwood1, 2166 nucleotides. NCBI's taxonomy places the organism in Eukaryota, Metazoa, Rotifera, Eurotatoria, Philodinida, Philodinidae. The record is from the annotation of a GenBank genome assembly.
AUGAAGUAUCAAACUGAAUAUCAACGAAAUUAUCAAAAUCGUUCACCAAAAAAAUUUCAUGAACUUUCAGCUGAAGAGCGAAAAUUAAGCGAAGUACCAAUCAAACGUUCAUUAUCAUCACCAUCUCGUCGUCGUCGAUUAUCACCAAAUCGUUAUUAUAAUGAUGAUAAUGAUUUUGCUGUUAUUGGACCAAAUGAAAAAUUUUCUCAGUCAUCUCUUUAUCGAUUGAAACAGCCAUUUAAAAAUUAUCCACGUGUUGCUAAAUCUCAAGAAUAUGUUGUUUUAGGAAGAAAUGAAAAAUUUGCAGAUAAUGUUAUUUAUCGAUUAAGAAAUCCCAUUAUAAGAGAUUCACCUAGAGUUGUAAUACGACGACGUAAAAAUGAAAAUCAUUCAUGUGGUAUUCAAACUGAACUUGAUAAAGCAGCUAGUAUUUCCUAUGAUCAUCGACAUAGAAAACGAAUUGAACCAAAAAGUGAAUAUAAACAUAAAUACAAUUGGACACAACCACCAAAUAUUUCAGUUCAUGAUCAAAAACCUAUAGAAAAUUCUCAAUGGAAUGAUCGCCGUUUCGACAUCAUGAAGCCAUCAUCUAUUGUUAAUCCGUCGGAAAAAAUUUCUAAAGGUGUCAAUACACCAUCACGUUUAGAGAUCGAUGUUCAUGCAAAUAAACAACACGCAAAACGAACUCCUAUUGAUUCAACAAAGCCUUUUCGGCCAACAAGAGAUAAAAGACAUGAAUAUCGAGCAUGUCAUAGACGAAUUAUUGAUCCAAAACAACGAAAAGCAUUUGAAGCUGAGGAAGUUGACGAACGAAAACGAAAAAAGUUUGUAAAAGUUGAUCAUGCUCAUACCGAUGAUGAAGAUAUUGGUAGAAAUAUUGAUUUAGGAGAUGAAUUUCGACAAAAAUAUCCACAUGGAAAAUUAAGACGUUGGAAAUCCGAAUAUCAAGCAACAUAUAAACCAUUCUGGCGUUUUGAUUAUAAGAAUGGUAAAUGGUAUAAAGAUACAGCAGCAGAUGAAACAGGUUUUAAUCCAAAUUUAUUUUGGUAUCAAGAAUUAAUGGCAACACGAAAACGAGCUAAUGAAUAUCGUGCUAAUGCAGAAAAAGAUCAUUUCAAUCGUGAUUAUAAUCUUCAAUUACAAACAGGCUUCAAUGGAGAAAAUAACUAUCGAGAAUGGAACGAUGAUGAUGAUAGUGAUACUAUUAGUGUUAUUUCAAUUGAUCGUGAUUUAGAACGAGAACGUAUUGAAGGUGAACGUCGUCGUGAGAAAGAUGCAAGACGAAAACAACAUAAACAAAUUCACUAUGACAAGCCAAUACAAACUGAAAAAGCAUUUACAUAUAAAACGGAUCAAACAGUUCAAACUGAACAUCCAACUGAUCGUAUCGUUUAUAUUGAUGAACCACCACCAAAACAACCAAGUGUAGCUACAAAAGCUUUUGUACGUAAUCUUGGUUCAUCAUCAAUUCAACAACAUAUGUCAUGGGAUUCGGAAAGUCUUUAUAGUCAAGAUACAAAUUCAGAUAUAGACUCAUAUCGAAAACAGUAUACAAAUGAUAAUUUAGCAAAUCGAAAAAGUAUUAUUCGUAAAGGAUUAUCGAAAAAACAAGAAUCUCGAGGAACAGGAACACAUUCGCCAACAUCCAUUGAACGACAACAAAACAAUCUCAACGAUGGUUACAUUUCAUCACAAACAAAUCAACGAUCAAUUCAACCAAAUGAAUUUAAUACAUUUGCUACUCGUUCAGCAACAAAUAAUCAGGAAUCUCAUAAUGCUACUGGUCGACCAAGUUAUGAUACACAGAUAUUUGAUAAACGUCCUUAUACCAAUUGUUCAUAUCCAGGUAGUCGAUUUAAAGAUGAAGUAACAGAAUAUUAUUACGGUAGAGAUGACAAUAGACAACAACAUCAACAUACACCUACAUCAAGACCUUCAUUUCAAAAUCAUUUACAUUCACUUAAUGAAAAUUACGAUCAAACUUAUCGUACACGUUGUAAAGAUGAUGAUGUUCUGUCAGUGAAUUCAGCUCGAUCAUUAACAUCAAGUUGUAGUUUAGCAUCACAAACACUUGAACGUGCUCAACAAAAUAUGAAUAAAUAUUGGGGUGGUCAUUCACCAACAUUAAACUAUUCGCUAAAAAAACCAUGUUGUGCUGAAAAUUAA